AUGAAGAGGAGAGCGGCUCCUCCUCCACCUCUUAUCUCCUCCUACGCGUUUCAAAUAUUAAUCUUCAGCUUGACUUCAACGCUUCUUUUCGUGUUUUUCUUGGCUUGUUCCUUGGUCGAUCCAUCCUUGCCAAUAAGCGAGAUUAAGAGUGAGCUUAAUGGCAGCUUCCAACAAGGAUCUGCAGCAGGUUCGAGCAAUUUCAAAGCAGCGAAAUCGAUCAAAUUCCCCUUCUUACCAUCUCGACAUCAAGUAAACGAUUUCUUUCAGUCAUCGAUCAGAAGAGGAAAGAGAGUAUUCUCAUCUUCAAAAUCAGGUCCUUACGACUUUCUGGAACCAAAAUUGGAUUUCUUGCCACCCUUUGCUACGAUUGCCAACGUGGACGAGCUGAUACAUGAUACAUUGGAAAAUGAUCGUCCCACUCUUGCUGGAAUUGUUGGAGUGCUCGAUCGUUUCAUCAGCGAUCUUCGCACGUCCAACCAAGCUUUGGCUUCCCAAGCUUACAACACAUUGAAUAACAGAGCGGCCAAUCCGAUCCACCCUGCCGAUAUCCGAGCAGCCUACUUUGCCCUAGCUUCGAAGCACUUGAUUCCCUUGGACAAGGCCUUGAGGCAAUCAGAAUAUCCAAAAUUAAGAGAAGAUGGAUCUGUUUUCAUGUCACUCGCUGCCUUUCGAGAACACAUCCUUGCUGAUACGAUGAAAUCAGCAUUUCGGUACUCCAGCAAUCCAGACAAGCUAUACGUCGGGGCCGUAGUUCAGAAUUGUUUUGGAGGAAAAGGUUUAAAUGCGUGCAAGACUGGAAUGCAAGUGGUCGACGCCAAACGAGAUAUCCGUCAAGUCAUGGAUGCCCCACCGGAUGAAAAUGGAAUUGAACUAUUUUGCUCGGAUCCAGAAUUUGCAAAGUAUUGCAAGGCUGGUCAAGUUCGAGUGCUAUAUAUGCAUGAAACAGAAGCGAUUGGGCCAGCAACAGCAAGAUAUCUAGCAUCCAAACUAUGGGGAGGCGAAAACUACUAUGUUCAAGUCGAUAGUCAUUUGCAAUUCGCAAAAGGAUGGGAUGAACUUUAUAUCAAGGACUUGCAUCUCGCCAAGGCCUUCCCGAAUGCCAUUCUGUCGACCUACCCGCCUGGUUUUAUCAAUUUCCGGCAGGAACCUCCCUACACGCGCGGCACCAGAAUAUGCAACUGUCACUUUAGUGAGGGAGAAGGAAACAUUCUGCGAGUGGAAAUGAAUGGCCGGUGCAAGGAAAAUGAGACAAGACCUAGCCAAAUGCCAUUUGCGGGUGCGGGGUUUGUCUUUGCGCAUUCUCAGCUGCUCCGAGAUGUACCAUAUGACCCAUAUUUACCAUGGUGUUUCAUGGGAGAAGAGAUCGCCUACAGCAUACGUGCGUGGACGUCUGGGUGGAGCAUAUAUGCUCCAAGACUCAAUUUGAUUGGUCAUCACUAUCGACCAUUAAAACUGGGCCUUCCUCAUUAUUGGGAAACAGUAAACCGGCUAUUUCCUGGAAUGGCGGACAUUUUAAUGUCCUCACCACGGAAACGAAUCAAGAAUCUUGUUGGGUAUCCAAUGUAUACGAAAAAGUUUGUAGAGAAGGAAUGCCAAACAGAGUUGACCAAGGCUCGGAAAUUCGAUGAUGAGAGCCUCUAUCAGGAUGAGAAGUUCUACAGUGUCUUGCACAAUCUGGAUUUGUAUGGAUUAGGAUCCAACCGAACACUGGAAGAUUACCUCGCAUUUGCCGAAAUAAAUUACAGGACACGUACAUGUGGGGACCUCAAAUGGUGUUCGAAUGGAGAAGUGGAGUAA
Molecule: messenger RNA, 1797 nt
Organism: Cylindrotheca closterium
Lineage: Eukaryota; Bacillariophyta; Bacillariophyceae; Bacillariales; Bacillariaceae
Source: the annotation of a GenBank genome assembly